Messenger RNA from Myotis davidii, 6025 nucleotides. It is a transcript of the gene BCORL1, whose product is annotated as BCL6 corepressor-like 1. NCBI's taxonomy places the organism in Eukaryota, Metazoa, Chordata, Mammalia, Chiroptera, Vespertilionidae. The coding region runs from base 527 to 5884 and encodes 1785 amino acids. The record is from RefSeq and is a predicted model, not a curated record. The transcript has 14 exons. Gene Ontology annotation, biological process: negative regulation of transcription by RNA polymerase II. Gene Ontology annotation, cellular component: nucleus. Gene Ontology annotation, molecular function: transcription corepressor activity; protein binding.
AAGCAUUGAUGUGAGAGAGACACAUUGGUUGGUUGCCUCCCACAAAUACCCCAGGGACUCUGGAAUGAUCCUGCAACCAAAGUAUGUGCCUUUGACCAGAAUUAAACCCAGGAUCCUUUAGUCCGUGGGCCGACUCUGCAACCACUGAGCUAAACUGUCUAGGGCCAGUAUCAGUUUUGAUCUCUAGGUAGUUAUAAAAUGAGUAUUGUGUGGUAAUUAUUUUGGUUUUUACUUGGUUUUCUUUCUGUGGUUGUUAUUUUGUUCUGGGGGACAGGAGUCUAAAAACUCCUUUAUCUAGGUGAUGAUAUUUUUUAUGUUGUUCUGUUUCCAAAUGCCAGGAUUUCCCCCUCUGAUUGCUGUCCCAGGACCUAGUUUACUUUUAUCUGCUGCCAGUAACACUCAUAAUUCGUGUUGAAAUUUAUCUUAUGGCAAGAACGACCCCUUCCAUGACUGGAGUCUUCCAAUGCUUCAUAGUGAGAAAGGGGAAGUGGCCACAGCAGGUCCUAUCUGGUGGUGAGUGGCUGUCAUGAUCUCUACAGCACCGCUCUACAGCGGCGUACACAACUGGACCAGUUCUGACCGGAUUCGCAUGUGCGGUAUCAACGAGGAGAGAAGAGCACCUAUUUCUGAUGAGGAGUCCACGACAGGUGACUGCCAGCACUUUGGAUCUCAGGAGUUUUGUGUCAGCAGCAGUUUUUCCAAGGUGGAGCUCACAGCAGUUGGAAGUGGCAGCAAUGCCCGGGGGGCAGAUGCAGAUGGCAGUGCAACAGAAAAACUUGGGCACAAGUCAGAAGACAAGCCCAACAGCCCCCAGCCAAAAAUGGACUAUGCUGGGAAUGUGGCAGAGGCCGAGGGCCUUUUGGUUCCCCUGAGUGGCCCGGAAGACGGGCUCAAGCUUCCCCCUACUGACAGCACCGAGGCCGGCAGCAGCAGGCCCGACUGCUCCUGGACUCCCCUCAGCACGCAAAUGAGCAAACAGGUGGACUGCUCGCCCGCUGGGGUAAAGGCUUUGGACUCUCGGCAUGGUGUUGGGGAGAAAAAUACUUUCAUUUUGGCAACUCUGGGAACUGGAGUGCCCGUGGAGGGAACCCUGCCUCUGGUUACCACUAAUUUCAGUCCGCUGCCAGCACCCAUCUGCCCCCCUGCUCCCAGUUCUGCCUCCGUCCCCCCAUCUGUUCCCGAUCCAUUCCAGGUUCCUCUCUCUGUCCCCGCCCCAGUGCCCCAUUCAGGGCUAGUUCCUGUCCAGGUUGCCACUUCAGUUGCGGCUCCUUCCCCUCCCUUAGCACCAGUCCCUGCCCUGGCUCAGGCGCCACCAUCAGUGCCCACACUCAUCUCUGAUUCGAACACUCUCUCAGUUUCAGCCUCAGUCUUGGUGCCUGUGCCGGCUUCUGCUCCGCCUUCAGGCCCUGUUUCCCUGCCGGCUCCAGCCCCUUCCCCCAUGUCAGUCUCAGUUUCAGCUCCUUCCUUGACCUUGAUCCAGGCUCCUGUGCCCCCUUCUGCUCCGACCCUGGUCCUUGCGCCUGUCCCCACUCCAGUUCUGGCUCCCAUGCCGGCAUCCACACCUCCAGCAGCUCCUGGCCCUCCAUCAGUGCCCAUGGCCACUCCAACCCCAUCCUCUGGCCCGCCUUCCACCCCCACCCUCAUCCCUGCCUUUGCUCCUACACCGGUGCCUGCACCCACCCCAGCCCCAAUCUUUACUCCAGCCCCCACGCCCAUGCCGGCUGCCACACCAACUGCCAUUCCCACGUCUGCACCCAUCCCGGCCUCCUUUAGUUUGAGUCGAGUGUGUUUUCCUGCAGCUCAGGCACCAGCUAUGCAAAAAGUCCCUCUGUCCUUUCAGACAGGGACAGUACUGACACCGAGCCAGCCGCUGGUCUAUAUCCCACCUCCGAGCUGUGGGCAGCCACUCAGUGUGGCCACACUGCCAACCACUCUGGGAGUCUCCUCCACUCUUACACUCCCUGUCCUGCCAUCCUACCUACAGGACAGGUGUAUCCCUGGCGUGCUGGCCUCCCCAGAGCUACGGUCUUACCCAUAUGCAUUUUCUGUAGCCCGGCCUCUGACUUCAGAUUCCAAGGUGGUCUCUCUGGAGGUGAACAGGCUUCCGUGUGCUUCCCCAUCCAGCAGCACCAGCACCCAGCCUGCGCCUGAUGGGGUCCCCGGGCCUUUGGCAGAUACUUCCCUCUCCACUGCUUCUGCCAAGGUGCUUCCAACGCCACAGCCUUUGCUGCCAGCCCCCAGUGUGAGCUCAGCCCCACCGCAACCCGCCAAGAUGACAGGUGGCACCGAGCAGCAAACAGAAGGGACUUCCGUUACCUUCUCUCCCCUCAAGUCACCUCCACAGCUGGAGCGAGAGAUGGCCUCUCCAUCUGAGUGCAGUGAGAUGCCCCUCGACCUCUCCUCUAAGUCCAACCGCCAGAAGCUUCCAUUGCCGAACCAACGAAAGACGCCCCCCAUGCCCGUGUUGACCCCUGUGCACACCAGCAGCAAGGCCCUCCUCUCCACGGUCCUCUCUAGGUCUCAGCGUACAACCCAGGCUGCCGGCAGCAAUGUCACCUCAUGCCUGGGUUCCACUGCCUCACCCUUCGUCAUCUUUCCUGAGAUAGUGAGGAAUGGGGACCCGAGCACCUGGGUGAAGAACUCAACUGCGCUGAUCAGCACCAUUCCUGGCACCUAUGUGGGAGUGGCCAACCCAGUGCCUGCUUCCCUGCUGCUGAACAAAGAGCCCAACCUGGGCCUCAACCGAGACCCCCGCCAUCUCCCCAAGCAGGAGCCCAUCUCCAUCAUUGAUCAAGGCGAGCCUAAGAGCACUGGUGCCUCCUGUGGCAAGAAGGGAAGCCAGGCUGGGACUGAGGGACAGCCAAGCACAGUCAAACGUUACACCCCAGCCCGCAUUGCCCCAGGGCUGCCGGGCUGCCAAAGCAAGGAGCUCUCUCUAUGGAAGCCCACGGGGCCAGCAAAUAUUUACCCUCGGUGUUCAGUCAACGGGAAGCCCACCAGCACCCAGGUCCUGCCUGUUGGUUGGUCACCAUACCAUCAAACAUCUCUGCUUUCCAUUGGCAUUUCCAGUGCCGGGCAGCUGACCCCCAGUCAGGGGGUGCCCAUCAGGCCCACCAGCGUUGUUUCUGAGUUCUCUGGUAUGUCAUCUGUUGGCCCCAGUGAAGCUGUGCACGGACUUCCAGAGGGGCAGCCACGGCCUGGUGGCCCCUUUGCUCCAGAGCAGGACACUGGUACAAAGAACAAAACUUGCCGGAUCGCUGCCAAGCCUUAUGAAGAACAAGUCAAUCCUGUCCUUCUGACUCUCAGCCCUCAGACAGGGACUCUAGCACUAUCUGUUCAGCCUAGCAGUGGGGACAUAAGAGUGAGUCAGGGGCCAGAGGAAUCAGAGAGCCACCUCUGCUCUGAUGGCACUCCUAAGACAGAAGGCUCCCAGGGGGCUUGUGGCCUGAAGCUGACAGGAGACACAAAACCUAAGAACCAAGUGCUGGCCACCUACAUGUCUCAUGAGCUGGUCCUGGCCACCCCCCAGAACCUGCGCAAGAUGCCUGAGCUGCCUUUGCUACCUCAUGACAGCCGCCCCAAGGAACUCAUCUUGGAUGUGGUCCCAAGUGGCAAGAGGGGCUCCAGCACAGAGCUUUCACAGCUUGGAAGCCAGGUGGACCUGGGGCGGGUGAAAAUGGAGAAGGUGGACGGUGAUGUGGUCUUCAAUUUAGCCACCUGCUUCCGGGCUGAUGGCCUCCCAGCAGCUCCCCAGAGGGGUCAAGUCGAAGUUCGGAGUAAGGCCGCACAGACUCGAGUGAAACAGGAAAGCGUAGGGGUCUUUGCUUGCAAGAACAAGUGGCAGCCAGACUCAGUGGUGACCGAUGGGGUGACUGAAUCUCUGCCGUCUAAGAAAAUAAAAUGUGGCAAAGAGAAGGAUGGUGAGGAGCAGCUGCCACAGGCAAAGGUCAUAGCCCGGAGUUCUCAUGGACCCAAGUGCCGGAAGCCACCUAGUGACUCCCAGGAAGUCACCAAGAAAAGCCCCAAGGGGGCUUCAGAUUCAGGAAAAGAGCACAAUGGAGUCAGGGUAAAGCACAAGCACCGGAAGCCAACCAAGCCGGAGUCCCAGUCUCCAGGAAAACGAACAGAUGGCCAAGAGGAAGGUUCCUUGGAGAAGAAAGCAAAGAGCAGUUUCCGUGACUUCAUCCCUGUGGUUCUGAGCACCCGGACGCGCAGUCAGUCUGGAAGCAUCUGUAGCUCCUUUGCUGGAAUGGCAGACAGUGACAUGGGAAGCCAGGAAGUCUUCCCCACAGAGGAGGAAGAAGAGGUGGCCCCCAUCCCAGCUAAGCGUCGGAAGGUGAGAAAGACCCAACGGGACACCCAGUAUCGCAGCCACCACGCCCAGGAUAAGACUCUGCUGAGCCAGGGCCGCAGGCACCUGUGGAGAGCCCGAGAAAUGCCCUGGAGGACAGAGGCUGCCCGGCAAAUGUGGGACACCAAUGAGGAGGAGGAGGAAGAUGAGGAGGAGGGUCUGGUGAAGAGGAAGAAACGGAGACGGCAGAAGAACCGAAAAUAUCAGACUGGGGAGUACUUGACCGAGCAAGAAGAAGAACAGCGGCGGAAAGGGAGAGCUGAUUUAAAGGCCCGUAAGCAGAAGACUUCGUCCCAAAGUUCGGAGCACCACCUCAGGAACAGGAACCUUCUCUUGCCCAACAAAGCCCAAGGGAUCUCGGAUUCACCAAAUGGUUUUCUCCCGAAUAACCUGGAGGAGCCAACCUGCCUUGAAAAUUCAGAAAAGCCAUCAGGAAAACGAAAGUGCAAGACCAAGCACAUGGUGAACGUCUCAGAAGAGGCAAAGGGCAAAGGACGUUGGAACCAGCAGAAGACACGAUCUCCCAAGACUCCCACCUCAGUGAAAACCACAGAACUGUGCACACCCUCUAAGUGCCGAAGUGCCAGCCUAGAGGAGGCCUCAGAGCCCCCAGCAGCCCUGCAGAUUCCCCCAGAGGCACGUAGGCUCAUUGUGAACAAAAACGCGGGCGAGACCCUCCUGCAACGGGCGGCACGUCUUGGCUAUAAGGACGUUGUUCUCUACUGCCUCCAGAAAGACAGUGAGGAUGUGAAUCACCGCGACAACGCCGGCUACACAGCCCUGCAUGAGGCCUGCUCCCGGGGCUGGACCGAAAUUCUGAACAUCCUGCUGGAACAUGGGGCCAAUGUGAACUGCAGUGCACAGGAUGGCACCAGGCCAGUUCAUGACGCAGUAGUCAACGACAACCUGGAGACCAUGUGGCUCUUGCUGUCCUAUGGGGCCGACCCCACACUGGCCACCUACUCGGGGCAGACAGCCAUGAAGCUGGCCAGCAGCGAUACCAUGAAGCGCUUUCUCAGCGAUCACCUUUCGGAUCUUCAGGGCCGUGCAGAGGGUGAUCCUGGUGUAUCCUGGGACUUUUACAGCAGUUCCGUAUUGGAUGAAAAAGAAGGGUUUGCCUGUGACCUCCUACAUAACCCCCCUGGGAGUUCUGAUCAGGAAGGAGACGAUGGCGAAAAGGAUGAUUUUAUGUUUGAGCUCUCAGACAAGCCUCUUCUCCCUUGCUACAACCUCCAAGUGUCAGUGUCCCACGGGCCCUGCAACUGGUUUCUCUUUACUGACGUCCUGAAGAGGCUGAAGCUUUCCUCCAGGAUCUUCCAGGCCCGGUUCCCGCACUUUGAAAUUAUCACCUUGCCCAAGGCUGAGUUCUACAGGCAGGUGGCCUCCAGUCAGCUGCUGACCCCUGCCGAGAGGCCCGGAGCCAUGGACGAGUGCCCCCCGGGCUCCUCGGAGACUGUGGAGCUGGUGCGGUAUGAGCCCGAGAUACUGCGGCUCCUGGGGUCCGAGGUGGAGUUCCACCCCUGGAACAGUUGAUGGGGAAAACAGCUCCUCCCUUUUCUUCUUUCUCCUCCCAAUUUCACCCUUCCCCACCAUCCAUGUUUUCCCCCCACCCAGCACCAGACCGCAGAAUGAGGCAAUAAUCCGGACCAACAAGAAGCCGCCUUAUCAACGCCA